ACAAAAAACAGAAAUAAAAAACGCCAUAAAACUCUCUCUCAGACAAACGCCUUACACACCACGCUGCCAACUUCAAUUAACCCCAAAAAAUUUCUCUCUCAACCUUUCUCUCUCCAUUCCUUGUACUGUAAUAAUUAAUCUGCUUCACAUUUUUUCGAUAAUAAUCUGAAGAAGCUGAAAUUGUUCAAUCAGAAGUAUAAUUUGUGCUCGGAGUAAAUUUUCAGGCGAAAGUUUUGCCGGCGGUAAUGUAUAAGCAGCAGUUUCUAGUUUGCCUGUUUUCAGUUGUUCUACUUAGCUCCUUGGCGGCUUUAGUUGCUGCUCAAGGAUCUAGGAACAACACAAGUAGAUGGCAAACACUUAAGGGAGACCCACCUUUAGUCAUAGCUAGAGGUGGAUUUUCGGGCAUGUUUCCUGAUUCUGGUCAAUAUGCUUAUCAACUAGCAGUUAGUAUUGGCUUACCCAAUGUAGUUGUAUGGUGUGACGUUCAACUUACGAAAGAUGGAUCUGGAAUCUGCUUUCCAGAUCUUAGGCUUGAAAAUGGCUCUAACAUCGAUGAUAUUUUCAAGAACGGGAGCAACGCCUACCCUGUGAACGGGGUUCCUAUGCGAGGAUGGUUUUCUGUUGAUUUUACCUUCAACGACCUUGAACCUGUCAAUUUGAAACAGAGAAUCUAUUCUCGGGCCCCUAAUUUUGAUGGCACUCCACAGCAGAUUCUUGGUGUUGAAGAUGUUGUUGGCUUAGUAAAACCGCCGAGUUUGUGGUUGAAUGUUCAGCAUGAUGCCUUCUUCAGCCAACAUAAUCUGAGUAUGAGAACCUUCAUUAUUUCUCUGUCUAGACGCGUUAUCGUUAAUUAUAUUUCAUCACCAGAGGUGAACUUCUUGAGAAGUAUCAUUGCACGAUUCAGAACAAGUCGAACAAAACUCAUAUUUCAGUUUCUGGCACCUGAUGAGGUGGAGCCUUUAACCAACCAAACAUAUGACUCACUUUUGAGGAAUCUAACAUUUAUCAAAACAUUUGCCUCAGGAAUUCUUGUUCCUAAAUAUUACAUCUGGCCUGUAGACAACAGUCUAUAUUUACAGCCUCAUACUUCUGUUGUUUCUGAUGCUCAUAAAGCUGGUCUAGAAGUGUUUGCAUCAGAUUUUUUAAAUGAUGAUGCACAUUUACCCUAUAACUACAGUUAUGACCCUGUUGCUGAGUAUCUCAGUUACAUUGACAACAGAGACUUUUCUGUUGAUGGUGUACUCUCCGACUUCCCAAUAACUCCAUCUGAAGCCAUAGAUUGCUUCUCGCACAUGGGCAGAAAUGGAAAGGAACAAGUAAACCUUUCGGUUAUCUCCUUGGAAGGAGCAAGCGGCGACUAUCCUGGCUGUACUGACAAGGCAUAUAGUAAAGCUAUAUCAGAUGGCGUAGAUGUUCUUGAUUGUCCUGUUCAAAUGACAAACGAUGGGAUAGCUUUUUGCUUGGGAUCUAUCAAUCUCAGAGAGAGAACUAAUGUUGAUGAAACAGACUUCAGCAACCUGGCCACAAGUAAUCCAGAUCUUAGCAUUGACGGUGGAAUAUACACCUAUAAUCUCACGUGGAGCCAAAUUCAUAGCACCUUGAGGCCUGCUAUAUACAAUCCAUACGCAAACUUUUCGUUAUAUCGAAAUCCAAAAGCCAGAAAUGAUGGGAACUUUAUGCAGUUGUCUGAUUUUUUGGCUUUUGCAAGAAAUGCAUCUUCUGUCUCUGGUGUCUUAAUCAGCAUAGAGCAUGCUGGUUACCUAGCCGAAAAACAGGGACUAGGUGUAACUGAUGCAGUUUUGGAUGCUUUGAGCAAAACUGGUUACAAUAAUCAGACAGCUAAAAAAAUUAUGGUAAAAUCUAGUGAUAGUGCUGUUUUGAGAAAGUUCAAGAGUAGAAGCAAUUAUGAGUUUGUUUACUUGGUCAAUGAGGAUAUCCGUGACAUCACAAACUCAACAAUUUCGGAGAUCAAAAAAUUCGCCAGUUCUGUAGUCAUCACAAAAAGAUCUGUAUUUCCUGUGGAUAAGGCAUUUCUUACUUCGCAAACGGAUGUGGUCCCAAAGCUUCAGGCCUUUGGACUCCAUGUUUAUGUGCAAUUAUUCAGAAAUGAGUUCGUGUCUCAACCCUGGGAUUUCUUCUCCGACCCUUACGUGGAGAUCAACACACAUGUUUCUGUUAUGGAAAUUAAUGGUGUCAUUACAGACUUCCCUGCAACAGCAGUUAAGUAUAAAAGGAACCGAUGUUUAGGGUAUAAAGAAGUACCGCUAUACAUGAGCCCUGUGCUACCCGGCAGCCUUAUUUCACUUAUGGCACCUCAAUUUUUGCCACCGGCCGAGGCUCCAAACCCGAUCCUUUCGGAGAACGAUGUGGUUGAACCACCUCUCCCUGCCGUUGUGGAAAAGCCCCCAACCACGGAUACUGGCAACAGCUCUACAGCACCAGGUCCCGCACCACGAAAUGGACAGCCUACAAUUGUUGCAAGCAUGAUCCUAAGUUGCAUUGCUGUCCUUGCGACCCUAUUGCUUUGCUGAGACAACCUCGACUACCUUGUUUUUUUCCUCGUUUGCUUAUCUGUAAUUGACCUCAUUGGACAUUCUGGAAUCAAACAUCGGACACUUCGGCCAUGAUUUUCCGCAGAGGAGAUUGGCAGUAAGCUUACGAGAUCAUUUAUGCGAUUUAUUCUUUACGUUGAAUAACAUCUCUUGUUCAUUUUGUAAAUUUUUGUUGGUGCAGUCAUCUUGUGUACGAGAACACCAUUCUUACAUUUCAACGUUUCCAAUGUUAAUGGGUGAAUUCUAUAAAAUGAAUGGUGACGAGAUUUGAACUCAAAUCUUUUGUUG
Molecule: messenger RNA, 2840 nt
Organism: Olea europaea var. sylvestris
Lineage: Eukaryota; Viridiplantae; Streptophyta; Magnoliopsida; Lamiales; Oleaceae
Product: glycerophosphodiester phosphodiesterase GDPDL3-like
Exons: 9
Coding region: 246-2531 (761 amino acids)
Biological process (GO): lipid metabolic process
Molecular function (GO): glycerophosphodiester phosphodiesterase activity
Source: RefSeq, a predicted model, not a curated record